Falco peregrinus (peregrine falcon) is the source of this 2551-nucleotide messenger RNA. It is a transcript of the gene ADA, whose product is annotated as adenosine deaminase. The coding region runs from base 79 to 1158 and encodes 359 amino acids. Gene Ontology annotation, molecular function: adenosine deaminase activity. Gene Ontology annotation, biological process: inosine biosynthetic process; adenosine catabolic process; T cell activation. Lineage: Eukaryota; Metazoa; Chordata; Aves; Falconiformes; Falconidae. The record is from RefSeq and is a predicted model, not a curated record. Gene Ontology annotation, cellular component: cytosol; external side of plasma membrane. The transcript has 11 exons.
GCGGGGCGGGGCCAGCGCGCGGCGCGGCGCGGCGCGGUGCGGUGCGGUGCGGACAGCGGCGGCAGCAGCAGCAGCAGCAUGGAGCGGGGGCUGCGCGUCUUCGGGGACCCCAAGGUAGAGCUUCAUGUCCACCUGGAUGGAGCCAUUAGACCAGAAACAAUCUUGCACUUCGGCCGGAAAAGAGGGGUUCCUCUCCCUGGCAGCACUGUUGAUGACCUCCUGAACCAUGUCAGCUGCAGAAUACCAAUGACACUUACUCAAUUUUUAGGGAAGUUUAAUCACUACAUGCCUGCCAUUGCGGGUGACCGUGAGGCAGUGAGGAGGAUCGCCUACGAGCUGGUGGAAACGAAAGCAAAAGAAGGAGUCAUCUACGUGGAGGUCCGGUACAGCCCUCACCUCCUGGCCAACUGCUGCGUGGAUCCCAUCCCCUGGGGCCAAAGCGAGGGAGACCUCACUCCAGAUGAAGUCGUUAACCUCGUAAAUCAGGGACUACAGGAUGGAGAAAGGGAUUUCCGCAUCAAAGCCAGGUCUAUUCUAUGCUGCAUGCGCCAUAUGCCAAGCUGGUCCCCAGAGGUGGUAGAGCUCUGCAAGAAGUAUCGAAACAACUCUGUGGUGGCCAUCGACCUGGCUGGAGAUGAGUCCGUGAAGAUGGAGAAUUCCUCUGAGCAUAGGAAGGCUUACGAGGAAGCUGAAAGAUGUGGGAUUCAUCGUACUGUCCAUGCUGGGGAAGCCGGCCCGCCUGCCAUCAUCAAGGAGGCAGUUUAUCUCCUGAAGGCUGAGCGCAUUGGCCAUGGCUACCGUGUCCUGGAGGACCCUGAGCUCUACAAGGAGCUUUUGGGAGCAAAGAUGCAUUUUGAGGUCUGCCCUUUGUCCAGUUAUUUCACUGGAGCAUGUCUUCCAGACUUUGGGAAACACCCAGUAGCACAAUUUAGGAAGGAUCGUGCUAACUAUUCUAUAAACACGGAUGACCCCCUCAUCUUUAACUCCAAUAUUGACAAGGAUUAUAGCAUAGUGAAGGACUACAUGGGCUUCACUGAAGAGGAUUUCAAGAGAGUGAACAUCAACGCAGCUCAGUCCAGCUUCUUACCCGAGAAGGAAAAGCAGGAGCUGCUGAACACGCUGUAUGAAGCCUAUGGGAUGGUCCCCAACGCAUUGUGACCCAUCCCUGUGAGCCAGCAUGGAGCGGCCCUUCUUCAUGUGUGCUUGACUCCUCUGUGCUAGUGGGAGCACCAGGAGAUGUGCCCAGAGUUGGUCUCUAUUACUGGCAGCCCUGUGUUAACCCUCACAAGUGCUCAGCAGAAUCAGCUAUCACAUAUACCUAUCUAUACCCUCCCAAACUCCCCCAAAUGGAUAUCCAGCUUCCUGUCUUGCUGUUCUGCCCGCAGACGGAACCUGCCUCCUAGACUGACUCCCUUCACCAUUUGCCAGUGUUUCUGUACCACAAAUGUGGACAGAAGAACCUCCCCCGCAUUUUUUUUUCCCCUCUUCCCUUGCUUUAUCUGUCCUGCCUCACUGCCUAGCCGUCGCCUGCAGUGCAGAAAUAACCACCUUUAACUGUGACUGUAGCCUGGGUGACUUCACCUUUCUAGGAAAAAGGUGUGUCAGUGCUGAGAGGGAGUGAGCAGGCACUCCAGAAACAGGGUUUAGGAAGUUGGAACAUAUUUUUACCAUUUUGGGCCAAAAUCUGCCUUCUGGGACUUUUCCCAGUUCUGUACUUAUCCUGGAGAAUUCCUGUGAACUGCAGUUUGCUCUUCCUCUAGCUUUGUUUAGGACUUGGAAAAAACAUGAUCAAUCGACUGUUUUAACUACUCUGCCCUCCUCCUGACUUGAUGUAAUCUUUAGGCGCUAUUAAAACUGAAUGAGUAAAUUAAUAAGCUGGGGCCCAAUGUCACAUGUUCACUCUGGUCCCAUCUGAAUUGCUUCUCUCAUUCAACCACGGUGCUGGCUGGAAGUCAGAUCUUCAGUUUGGUGGAGAAUUUAUACAGAAGUAUUCACCAUAAGCCAUUAUGGUGCAUUAUAGUAUUUUUACUUAAUACACAAUAGAGCUGUGCAGCCAGAGAAGAGACCAUCAUUUUCUUACGUGAGUGUGUGCUGUGCUUUAGCAUCCUAGGUGUCUGCCAAGGUGCUUACUCCAAAGAUACUGUACCAAAAAGUUGCCUUUGACAAGGGGCCGUGGUCACACACUCACAGUGUGUGAGACUGGUCCAGUCUCAGCCAGCAGCGACUGCGUGCUGGGAGUAUUUCCAUGCUUUCUGGGCUUCCAUAUUUGUCUUCUGAGUAAAAUACUCAUCUCUGAAGUAUGUGGUGCAUAUAUAUACACACAGAUAUAUAUAUAUAGCUAGAUAGAUGGAUAUGAGAGAGUGAAUUUCUUACUUUUAUAAAACAAAUGAUAAAGCAUCAUCUUUAAGAUCAUGAUUGCAGUAAGAACCAGGCUUUUUUGGGUAACUUUUUCUCCAAAAAUUGUUUCUGAAGAAGAGUUGCUUGUUUGGAUUCUGGGCAGUUGAUUGUUAAUCCUGUUUAAUAAAAUAACAGAUUUAUAUUAAAAGAUAAA